AUGCCUCCCAAGCCCCUCCCUCCCCAUCGUCGAGUUGCGCACACUGCGCCUCGCCCUCAGCCUGCCGCUCCCCGUCCUCAGUCUGCCGCACUUGCCGUAGCUGCAGCAAUUCGCACUCAGGCUGCUGCGCCUGCCACACCCGCUCUAGUGGCAGGACCUAGCCGCUCUGUUGGUCCACACAUGGCUGCGCAGAAUGCACCUCCCCUCCAGUCGGUUGCAUCUGUCACCCCUACCGUGGCUGCUGCUCCUACUGCAACCACUGUAGCCACUCGCCCUCACGGCGCAUGGAACAGACUUGCCUCGUUGCCCAUUGACAUUGGCCGCGAGAUUCUGCGUCAUCUGCGCCCCGUGGACCAGCACCAUCUCAUCGAAGCUGCCGACUUUGGUUCUUGGAGCCAGGUCAACUUUGCCGUCCUCGACAUUACCGUUGAGGGCGCUACCGUCACGAGCUGGGCCUGGGCUAACAUGGAUCUGCGCCGUCGUGACGACAGAAUCUAUCUUGUGACUCGAAAACGAGGACAAGAUCAGCCUGUCGUCAGCGCGUUCAUCUCCGCAAGAGAUGUUCCUCUUCACCACUUCGUCGCCGCGGAAGCUGUUGUCGCAGCCAACGCUCUCCCUCAAGUCCGUUUCACACUCAGACGUCUCGACAUGCAUGGAGAGACUCUCUUUGACGUCGACGCACUCCGCACUGUUAUGGAGGAGCUGCCCUACCUAGAGGAGCUUCGCGUUGCGAACAACUCGGCCAUCCUCCCCGAUCACUUCCUUGACACCUUCUUGUCGUGGAGCGAUCUCAGAGUCCUUGACUUCCGCCCCGCCGACCCCAGACAACAUGCCUCUGGUAGUAUGCGCACCGUCUCCGACCAAUAUUCUCGCUACUUCCUGGCUCUCGCUGUUGCUUACAUCCCUAUCAUCAACCAGCACCAUAGCAACAUGCUUGAACCGGGCUCAAUGUUCAUGGACAUGCUCACCGCCGUGCUGGGUGUGCCCGACCUUGACGACAUCAUCAAUGCCUGCACCACCUUCCAAACCGACAACACAUCCUCAGCUGUUGCCCCUGCUUAUGAUGAAGACGAUGAUGGCGAGGACAUGGGUCUCGCUGAUGACGGCAGCGGUCCCUCCAUGGUCCUUGACAGCCCCGAAUAUCAGGCAUCUGCCCGCGACCUCGCCCGCCGCGUCUGCGUUAGCAACAACCCCAACUUCUAUCGUUGUGACACGCAUGGUCUCCUGCCCAGCAUCUGCUUCAGCACAGCCGACCGCAAGAAGUCUUCCACAGACGAGUCGGUUUCUUGCCGUAUCGAGGGACUGGGUAGAGACUGGGUCUCCCCUCUCGAUGCCCAAGUCAGAGAGUUCUGGCUCCGCCUGAGCACUCAAUUUGGCCGCAACCAGCGCCUCGGUCGACUCCCUUCCAUGCCUGCCGAGCGUCGCACCGAUGAAGAACAUGUCACUCCAUACCCUCAUAACCUCGACUCGUGGAAUGACCGCAAGUUCCCGACUGAGUUGGCUCGCAUCGAGGGUCAGCCACCUGUCUAUGACAGAGACCUUCCUCAAAACGCCUCGCUUCCUUCCCGUCUCAUGUCGUCUUACAUCCCCGGCGCCUCGCGUCCUUCGCAUGUCAGCUCAACUUCCGCUGCCGCCUCCUCGCCUCGUGUUCAGAUCAAGGAGCCUUCCGAUCGUCUUGCUGCUGACGAGCCUCUUGUCAAACCCUCUGACACUGCCGCCGCAGAUGUCCCUAUGCGCAACCCCAUCUCAUUCCCUCCUCGUCAGGACCCAUUCCCCCAGCCUGUCUCCAAGGGUGAGGCUCCUGCUCAACCCUU
This is a messenger RNA of Aureobasidium melanogenum CBS 110374, 1814 nucleotides long. RefSeq lists its product as uncharacterized. NCBI's taxonomy places the organism in Eukaryota, Fungi, Ascomycota, Dothideomycetes, Dothideales, Saccotheciaceae. The annotation marks the transcript as partial. The record is from RefSeq and is a predicted model, not a curated record. The transcript has a single exon.